AUGAAGAGACCGAGGCUGCGGAGCUUUCCUUCCCCGUCGGAGGAAUUGGGCUGCUACAAGGCGCAGGACCUCAUCGGGAACCUUCCCGACGAGUGCAUCAGCCACGUCUUCAGCUUCCUCCCUUCCCACAGUGACCGCUGCUCCUGCGCCGCUGUCUCCAGGCGGUGGCUCCUCCUCCAGGCGCUCCAAGCCACCCCCGCUGCCGCCGGCGACGACGGGGCGGCGACGAGGCGCUUCCAUUCCCACAAGGCCAACGACGCCCGCCUCGCCGCCAUGGCCGUCGGGUCCUGCUGGCGCAGAGCUCCCACGGAGAUCUUCAUCCGAGCGUCUUCCAUGGAGGCCCCCGGGGUCUCCUCCUUGAUGGCCGUCACCGACCUUGGGCUCGCCAUUAUAUCCCACGCCUGCCCAUCUCUCAGGUCCCUCUCUCUCUGGAACUGCGUCCUCAUCGGCGACGAGGGGCUCGCCGCCGUCGCCGGCGGCUGCCCGGAGCUGGAGAAGCUCGACGUUUCCAACGCGCCGAAGCUCGGCGACGGUGGUCUCAUCGCCGUCGCCGCCGGCUGUCGCCGGCUAUCGAUGCUGCGAUUGGAGAUGUGCCCAGGGGUCGGCGACGGAGCUCUCAGAGCCUUCGCCGAGUUCUCCCUGAACCUCGAGUCCAUCGCCAUUGGAAGCUGCCCUCUGGUCGGCGACGCCGGCUUCGUCUCCGUCUUCUCCUCCUCUCUACCGAAGCUCAGCAAGGUCAGGAUCGUCGACGCGGCCGUGGGCGACGGCGCACUGGCGGCGAUCGGAGACCGAGGAGAGAGAACUGCGCUAGGGUUUCUCUCUCUCUCCCUUGACAACGUGUGGGGCUUCACCCACCUGGGUUUCCGCCGGCUCGCCAUGGCGGCGACCCUGCGGUCGCUCGAGCUGAGGUCUUGCCGGGGCUUAACCGACGCCUGCUUCUUCGCCACCGGCGGCGAAAGCGCCGCCGCUGCUCGCCGGGAGGCGGCGUUCGUGGGGCUAAGGAACCUGACCUUGAGGAGGAGCUCGCUGACGGACGGAGGCCUGGUGCGGCUCAGCGAGACCGCCGAGAAGCUGGAGAGCCUGGAGCUGGAGAAGUGCCACGAGGUGACCACAGAGGGUCUAAUGGCGGCGGUUAGAAGCUGGUCCCGCUCUCUGAGGGCGCUGUCCCUCGUGAAGUGUAAUGGCGUCGGCGGAGCUCCCCUGGGAGGAAGAGGGAUGGUCCCCGGCCGGUGCCCUCUCCUGCGGUCCCUAACCAUUAAUGGAUGCCCGAGGGUUGGCGACGAGUUCCUAUCUUCUCUGGGGAGGGAGCUGGUGAGGCCCAAGCGCAUGGCUCUGGUGGGGCUCUGCUCCGUCACCGACGGGGGCUUCGUCUCCCUCAUGGCCGCCAUGCAGAGACGCGACGGCCUGCGCAGCGUCGACCUCAGCGGCUGCCGGAGGAUCACCGACUGGAGUGUGGCGGCGCUGGUCAGCGGCGCAAGCGAGGCGCUGAAGCGGCUCGCUCUGGAGGGCUGCGACGGCGUGACUGACAGAAGCCUGCGGCUGAUCGGGUUGCUUUGCCCGGCUCUGGUGGAGCUCGACCUCUCCCGAUGCAAACGCAUCGGCGACGGCGGCGUGGCGGGGCUGCUGGCGUCCUCCUCCACCGCUGCGGCGGGGCCGUCGUGCCGGAGCGGCAGCCGGCUGGAGGUGCUCUCGCUGGAGGGCUGUAGCGGGAUAACCGACGAGAGCUUGGGCAGCCUGGAGGAAAUGGCCCUCCGCGGCAACCUCGCCGGGCUCAACCUCAAGCAUUGCGGCGGCCUCAGCGCCGCCGCCGUCGACUCCGUCCGCCGGACCCUCUGGUGGUGCGACCUCAUCUCCUAG
Molecule: messenger RNA, 1857 nt
Organism: Spirodela intermedia
Lineage: Eukaryota; Viridiplantae; Streptophyta; Magnoliopsida; Alismatales; Araceae
Source: the annotation of a GenBank genome assembly